Messenger RNA from Ornithorhynchus anatinus (platypus), 2001 nucleotides. RefSeq names its product acyl-CoA wax alcohol acyltransferase 2-like. The transcript has 7 exons. The record is from RefSeq and is a predicted model, not a curated record. NCBI's taxonomy places the organism in Eukaryota, Metazoa, Chordata, Mammalia, Monotremata, Ornithorhynchidae. Bases 1 to 1002 code for a protein of 333 amino acids. Gene Ontology annotation, biological process: lipid metabolic process. Gene Ontology annotation, cellular component: endoplasmic reticulum membrane.
AUGGCAGGGGCCAGCGGGAAAACGGGCUUCCGGGUAGUCCUGGAGGUGUUGGCCAUCUUCCAGUGGGCCCUCAGCGGCAUCCUCAUCGUGGUCACCCUGGGCCUCUCCAGCCUCUACCUGGUCCUCUUCACCUCCUCCUGGCAGCUGCUCUUCUUCCUGCUGGGCUGGCUUCUGUACGACUGGAAGACCCCUCGGAGAGGAGGCCGCACCGUCCCCUGGGUGCGACGCUGGUGCCUGUGGAGGCGGUACUGCGAAUACUUUCCGCUCAAGAUGGUGAAGACCCAUGACCUUCCCCCGGACCGGAACUACCUCUUGAUCUCACACCCGCACGGGUUAAUGGCCCACAGCGCUUUCGGCCUCUUCGGCACCGAGGGCGGCGACUUCUCCCGGACCUUCCCCGGCCUCAAGCCCCGGCUGCUCACACUCAACAUCUUCUUCUGGAUCCCGGUGCUGAGAGAUUAUCUCAUGUCUGUGGGCAUCUGCUCCGUCUGCGAGGACUCCAUCGACUACCUGCUGAGCCGAGGGAAGGGGACGAUGGUGGUGGUGGUGGUGGGCGGCCUGGCCGAGUGUCACUACAGUUUGCCCGGAUGUAGCACCCUCGUGCUCCGCAACCGUAGGGGCUUCGUGCGCAAGGCGCUGCAGCACGGGGUGGCCCUGGUGCCCUGCUACUCGUUCGGGGAGAACGAUCUGUACGGUCAGCGCUGCCUGCGGGCCGGCAGCUGGGAGCGCCGCCUCCAGGACCGGCUCCGCGCCCUGGGCCACGUCUACCCCUGCGCCUUCUACGGCAGCGGGCUCAGCCCCGGCUCCCGCGGCCUCCUGCCCUUCCACAGGACCGUCACCGCCGUAGUCGGGGCUCCGCUGCCGCUCCCCAGGAUCCAGGCCCCCAGCGAGGAGACGGUGGCCCAUUACCACGGCCUCUACGUGGCCGCCCUUCGCAGGCUCUUCGACCAGCACAAGGCGGACUACGGACUGCCGGACACCCAGGAGCUGACCGUGGUCUGAGGGCUCCAGCUCGCCCCGGCUGGGACCGCCCCCGAGGCCAGGGGGACGCGGCCGAGCAAGCGGCCCCCUCCCCCCCCUCCGCUCCUCCCCCCGCCUCUUCCACUCAGGGGGGUCCCGAGCCCCGGGGGGCUGGGGGAAGGGGGCGGCGGCUCCUGCAAGGAGGAGGAGCUCCCCAUCCUUGGACCCACAAGCCUUGGAAGCAGCGAAGAGCUGUCCGGGCCGCGGGUCCUGGUCGGUCUGCUCGGCCCGACCUCUGUCCGUCUGUCUGCCCGCUGGCAGGGCUAGGUCCCAGGGGCGGUGGGCCAGCUCCAGGGGCUGUGGGCUAGCUCCAGGGGCUGUGGGCUAGCUCCCAGGGGCGGUGGGUUAGCUCCCGGAGCUGUGGGCUAGCUCCCGGGGCUGUGGGCUACUCCAGGGACGGUGGACCAGCUCCAGGGGCUGUGGGCUAGCUCCAGGGGCUGUGGGCUAGCUCCCAGAGGCGGUGGGCUAGCUCCCAGGGGCGGUGGGCUAGCUCCCGGAGCUGUGGGCUAACUCCCGGGGCUGUGGGCUACUCCCGGGGCGAUGGGCUAGCUCCCGGAGCUGUGGGCUCCUCCAGGAGCGAUGAGCUAGCUCCCGGAGCUGUGGGCUAGCUCCAGGGGCGGUGGGCUAGCUCCCCGAGGAGGUGGGCUAGCCCCAGGGGCGGUGGGCAGGCCUCGAGGGCGAAGCCAUCGUGUUCACCUCUUCUCCCCCAAGGGGAUCGCGGUGCGGGGGUGAGAAGGGGACCAGAGACAAGGAAUUUAAGCAGUCACCCACCAGUCGCCCACCUUAGCCUAAAGCAGGAGCCAGGGGAGGGGGACGGGGAGAGGAUGUGGCGAGGUAACGGUCUGUGGGCUCCUCUAGGAGAGGAGCUAAAUGAUAGCAAUCCUGGUGUUCGUUAAGCACUUACCACGUGCUAAACCCUGUGCUGAGAGCUGAGUCUCCCCCUCCUAGACUGUGAGCUCGUUGUGGACAGGGACUGUCUUU